GCUGCUGCAGUGACGACAGACACGGAGCUCGUGGAGGAACGUCUUGACUUUGGGAGGUUUGGAAAUGUGCACGCAGACCCGGGCCGCGGCUCUCAUGGCCAACAUCCCCCAGGCUGACAUCGACCCGGCCGGAGUCUUCAAGUACGUCCUGAUCCGGGUCCACAGCCGAGAGGAAGGCGACGACUCGGAGGUGGACAUAGUCCGAGGAUACGCCUGGGCGGAGUACCACGCGGACAUUUAUGAUAAAGUCUCUGAGGAGCUGGAAAAAGACGGCUACCUGGACUGUGAGUGUGUCGGAGGAGGGAGAAUCAAGCAUGAUCCUCAGGGCAAGAAGAUCCACGUCUACGGAUACUCCAUGGGAUUUGGACGAGCAAACCAUGCAGUGUCCACGGAGAAACUAAAGGCUCAGUACCCAGACUACGAGGUGACUUGGGAUAAUGAAGGAUACUGAAAUGAACGGAGACAAACCCCUUUUUUCCCCCUCUGGAUCCCUUUUUGCCAGAACUGACACUGGACUUUUGUUUAACCAGUUGGCCAGUUGUUAAUAGGAAGAACUUGUCUGACUCCUCAUCAUCCCAACAACUAAAACUCAGCCUUUUUAUAUCUAAACAUGCUGAUUAAAAAUACGAGCAACCAAGCCUGUUUUACAAAGUUUGAUUGUCUUCCACCUGCAAGGUGAUGUUCAUUUAUCUUCUGUGCUGCUUAAUCCUUUGCAACAUCACAGGAAAUUGGAGCCAAUCACAGUUUAAAGUAGUUGUCCAGUCCAUCACGGGGAAAAUACACACUCAUUUUCUCACCCAGGGUCACCAAUUAACCUCACAAGCAUGUUUUUGGACUGUUGGUAGAAACUGACACACACAGGGAAACCAUGCAAACUCCACAAAGAAACGGCCCACCCAGGAUUCAAACCUGGACCUCUCGCUGUGUGGCAAGUGUGCUACCCACUGCUCCAUCGUGCAGCUUAAGAUGACGUGCAAUUUUCAGUUAAAGUGAAGCACUGUCUUGAAAUUGUCUGCUGUAGCAGAAGGUGUUGAAAAAGAUAAAACUGCAAAAAGGGCAAAAAAACAGUGUUUACGUGGCUGUAUUUCCUCAGCAUUCCUUCUGCUUUGUCAUUUCUGAGAGGCUUGACUCAAAUGGAGUUUCAAACUGAUAAUUUUCUUAAAAUAAACUUUUAGAAUUGGAUGUUAAUAUAUACAUUUAAUAAAAACACAUGACCAUUAUAGAGUGAGUGUGCAAAGAAACUGCGUGACUUCAUUUAAGGACUCAUCUCGACUUUCACAGAAAAGAGUGUCCUGAAAAAAAGGUUUCCUCCACUUGUUCUCAUGGAGUCCAGCAUCCGGGAAACCGACACCCAUACAGAGACUCAAAUGGAGUCUCAAUCUGAUAUUAAUCUUCUUAAAACACACUUUUAGAAUUGAAUGUUAUUCUAUACAUCUAAUGUCUGAACUAACAAAGGUAUGCUGGGGUACCAGCGCUCACACGCUCAGACAUCACCUUCAGUGCCAUCACCACACCAUUGAUGGUAUAAAAAAAGAGGCAACCUGUUAUUAUCAAUGAUUAUGAUUUCCUGAUUAACAGUAUCUCCAUCCUGAGGAAAUUUUGUAUCCACAAAUGCAAGUACAUGAAGGUAAAUCCUGGAUUUUAUCGGUUUCAUAUGGCACUUGUGUCCUUAAAUGAAGCCCUUAAAAAUGAGUGAACAGGCAAUGAAACUGUUCCGUUGCAUUGAGACUUACAACCUGCAAAGAAAGCCAGUUUAUUUUCAUCUUUCUUUUCUUUUGCCUUUUGUUUUGUGCCGAUUGUAGUUCAUAUAAUUUUCAAGAACUACCUUUUCUAAUGGAUAUAGUUUACUACUACUGUAAACACCUGUUCAUUACAAGAAGGCCUUUGAAAAAUGUGAUUUAUAUUAAUGUUUUACUAAAUGUAUGCAUUUAUUUCAAUUUAUUUGAAAGAUAAUUUUCAGGUAUGUCAUCAGAAGGUGCAGGAUCCAAGACACUUUUUCUUUAAGGUCGGGGAGGGUUUUUUUUUUUAAUUUUUG
This is a messenger RNA of Salarias fasciatus (jewelled blenny), 2035 nucleotides long. RefSeq names its product phosphohistidine phosphatase 1 (gene phpt1). Gene Ontology annotation, biological process: peptidyl-histidine dephosphorylation. The transcript has 4 exons. Gene Ontology annotation, molecular function: protein histidine phosphatase activity. Gene Ontology annotation, cellular component: cytosol. The record is from RefSeq and is a predicted model, not a curated record. The coding region runs from base 65 to 451 and encodes 128 amino acids. NCBI's taxonomy places the organism in Eukaryota, Metazoa, Chordata, Actinopteri, Blenniiformes, Blenniidae.